Messenger RNA from Colletotrichum lupini, 417 nucleotides. RefSeq lists its product as uncharacterized. The record is from RefSeq and is a predicted model, not a curated record. The transcript has a single exon. Lineage: Eukaryota; Fungi; Ascomycota; Sordariomycetes; Glomerellales; Glomerellaceae. The coding region runs from base 1 to 417 and encodes 138 amino acids.
AUGCGAUUCAUCUUGCAACUAUUGUCUACUUACCUUGGUUGCGUCCAAUUGCCGGACGAAACAUCAAGCAAAGCACAGCCGACCUGUUCAUCCGGUCUUUUGUUUCCUUCUCUUCCUGUCGUGAAUCGUUUCCUCUUUUUCCCCUCGUGGCAUCCCUAUUCUAGAGCGUUUCCAUUUUAUGCGUUUCGUUUUGUUUCCUUCAUGCCCGACGCGUUUCGAGUUUCAUUGAUAUUGCGGGGUGGGUUGGGUUGUAGACGGGAGGGAUGGCAUGGCAUGGCAUGUCACAGAACCUGUUACUCCGUACUUCGUGCACAGUGCCUGCGGCAUUGUCCUUCUCCGUCCAAGCUCCCAUUGAAAGGUCAGACCAAAGAUAAAGUAGGGAUGAAAACUUUUUUUUGGACUUUGAGGCAGAAAUGA